AUGACUUGUGUGUGUGCGUUGCUGGACGCCAUCAGAAUCUACCUGUAUCAGCUCUUGCAGGUGCUCAUCAAUGUGCUCUUUACGCCGCUGCCGCCUUCGGCAGACGCACCAAAAAUGGGCCGUGUCGCUGUGAUUGGCGCCGGCCUCACCGGCCUCUCAUCGGCCGCGCAGCUCAAGAGUCACGGCUUUGACGUGACGAUUUUUGAAGAGCGGGCCAGAGAGGGUGGUAUUUGGUGCGACGUCAACUCGACAAGCAACCUGCAGACCAGUUCUAUCAUGUACCGCUUCCACCCGCUCGUCUUUUACCGCUCCAUUUACCCCUGUCGUGACGACAUUCUCGCUCAGCAGCGCAAGGUCUGGAACACGUACCGCCUGAGCGAAAAUGCACGGUUCCAAACGCGUGUCACCAAAGUCGAUCGGAACAAGGCCGGUCGGUGGAUCAUCAAUGGAAAUGCGUCGGAGACGUUUGAUGGCCUCGUUGUCACGGUCGGUACGUGCGGCAAGCCGAAUAUGAUCCCACUACCGAAUCAGAAAUCGUUCCGCGGCGAGAUUCUGCACUCAUCUCAGCUCGACGAGCACGAUUUCGAGGGCAAGCGUGUGGUGGUCAUUGGCGGCGGCGCGAGUGGUGUCGAAGCGGCUGAGACGGCUCUGGAAAGAGGUGCGAAGAAGGCCACGAUUCUUGCGCGCAAGGACCACUGGAUCAUUCCGCGCCAGCUUCUCGUGGAUUGCUUCAUUACGUUGUUCCCGUACGGCUCGCGAUUCCUUGCGUGGCUCGUGCCCGAGCAGCUGAUUCGCCGCCUGCACUACCGAGAACUGGACGAGAAGAUGAGUCCUACUACGCCGCUGUAUUCCGGUACGCCCGUCGUGAACAAUGAUUUCCUGCGCCUUGUGCGCCAGGGCGCGGCCGACUACCAGCGGGGCGAGACGACGUUGCUGCACCACGACGGCCUCGAGUACAACUUCCGUACGCGUCAUCAGUCGAAGGACGAGCGGGGCGAGACUCGGUUCAUGUCGGCGGACAUGAUUGUGCUGGCCACGGGCUUUGAGCGCCCGACGAUCGACUUUUUGCCGAAGGACCUCUUCCCGCCCGGAUACGCGCGCCCCAACAUGUAUUUGCAGUGCUUCCCUGUGACGGAUGCGAGCGUUGUGUGCACGAAUGCGACCUAUGUGAACGGGAUUGGAUCCGUCGGACAUUUCCACAUUGGCCUCUACGUCCGCCUUCUCGCGCUAUUUUUGCACCGACCGGAGACGCGGCCGAGCCCCGCGGGUAUGCGCAAGUGGGUCGACUCGCUGCGACACUCCAAGCGACACUGCACGGGCGGUCCGCUCGAGUUCUUUGCGUACGGUGAGUUGUUCAUGUGGUUCUUCCUGCGCAUGCUGAGCCCUGUGCGUCUGGUGUAUAUUUUCUUCGUCCUCUUUGGCUUUGGCGAGUGGACGCAGAACAAGCAGGGUCAGGCGCAGUACCGCUACACCAUCAUGGACUUUGUGCCCCGCCUUAUCACCCUACUCCACAGCGUGCCUCUCGAGUCUCCCCGGUUCCCUCGUAUGUAA
Molecule: messenger RNA, 1551 nt
Organism: Malassezia restricta
Lineage: Eukaryota; Fungi; Basidiomycota; Malasseziomycetes; Malasseziales; Malasseziaceae
Product: flavin-binding monooxygenase-like protein
Exons: 1
Coding region: 1-1551 (516 amino acids)
Molecular function (GO): oxidoreductase activity
Source: RefSeq, a predicted model, not a curated record